Messenger RNA from Trichomonas vaginalis G3, 1203 nucleotides. RefSeq names its product galactose-binding domain-like family. NCBI's taxonomy places the organism in Eukaryota, Parabasalia, Trichomonadida, Trichomonadidae. Bases 1 to 1203 code for a protein of 400 amino acids. The record is from RefSeq and is a predicted model, not a curated record. The transcript has a single exon.
AUGAAUCAAGAUCUUUAUUUUUCCUUCUCUUGUUCAAAUAUUCAGAGAUUAAUCAAUAUCCCCAAUCAGCAAUAUGUUAUUUCAUUUAAAGAAAUAACUAUCAAUCUAUCUCUUAUCGAAGCAAUUUUUAUAUCCGAAAUUGCCUAUAAAAACUAUCUUAAAGAUAAAUCAUUAAAGUUAGUUUUGGAUAUUAAGAUAGAUGAUGCAAUUAUUAAUAUAAUAAAACAAUUGAUUUCUGGGAAAUUAAUUAAAAUUUCGAAAAACCUUCUUCCCGAAUUUCUUCAGCUAGGCAAUUCUAUAGGAAAUCAAGAAAUUAUUAAGUUCUGCAUCGAUCACAGCGAAAUUAACAUCAAUAACUUUGAUAUUUUUUAUCAAUUUGAUCAGAAAAAAGUUCUUGAUUUCUUUUUAGCUCAUUAUAAAGAAAUUAGUCAAAAUAAGCUCUUUAGUAUUGAUCCUCAUGCAUUAUCAUCAAUUAUCGGCCAACUUUUAAACAAAGAAACAAAUCAGAAUAUUAUUAAUGAUUUAUUCGAAAUUAUUAUGCAAGUCUAUGCAAAUAAUCCAAGUAAUAUUGUAUUUGAAAGUAUUGAUUUAAGUAUUCUUCCCAAAAACUGCAUUCAAAAGUUCAUUCAAAUCUUUGAUUAUAAAUUCAUGGAUAAACAUGUUUGGGAUUGCAUUGGAAAGAUUAUACUAGAAGACAAACAAGAUAAAAGUCAGAAACAUAUUGAAAAGCCAAUAAUUCCCGUUUCAAAUAUGAAAUUGAAUGAAUUUCCAAACGGAAUCAUUAAGAACAUGCCACUGAAUGAAAUAACUGUUACAAGUUCAUCCUGCUUGCAUAAGAGUAUGAAACCAGAAAACGUUCUUAAUCAAAACAACAGAAAAACAUAUUUUCAAUCUUUAAAUGAACCAAAUCAAUGGAUACUGCUGUCAUUUGCAAAGAGAAUACAUAUUGAAUCUUAUCAAAUAAAGUGCAUGAGGGAUUGGGGUAAUUGUCCAAUGAAUUGGGAUUUAAUGGUUUCUGAAGAUAAUUUAAAUUAUAAAAUUGUUGAUUCUCAAAGAAAUAAUGAUAUAAGAGAGAAAGAUUACAAAAUACAGCUCAAUGAAGCAGCUGAUGGCCGGUUUGUGAAGAUAAUUCAAACUGGUUUGAACACCCAUGAUGAAAAUGAUUUCCUUAUUGGCAGUGUUGAGAUGUUUGGAGGAGUGUGA